Danaus plexippus (monarch butterfly) is the source of this 1568-nucleotide messenger RNA. Its product is annotated as CD63 antigen-like. Gene Ontology annotation, cellular component: membrane. The transcript has 6 exons. Bases 131 to 838 code for a protein of 235 amino acids. The record is from RefSeq and is a predicted model, not a curated record. Lineage: Eukaryota; Metazoa; Arthropoda; Insecta; Lepidoptera; Nymphalidae.
GGUUUAUUUUCAUUUAGUCGCUUUCAAUACACCAUUGAGGUCAGUUUGUGUUGCCGCUGCGUCGAUCUCGUAAACAAGUCUAUCCGUGAGUGAUCGCCGUGUUUUGUGUGACUCAAUUGCUGUGUUCAAUAUGGGGUGUGGGUCAGGUUUUGUGAAAUAUGUGCUGUUCUUCUUCAAUCUGGUGGUUGCGCUCUUCGGAUUGGCCGUCAUCGGGAUCGGAGUGGCUGUUCUACUCAACUGGUCGGUGAUCAGAGAGGAGUUGAACGGUCACCUGUCCGUGGCGCCAUGGUUGUUCAUAGUGAUUGGAGCUGUCAUGUUCGUGAUAGCGUUCUUCGGAUGCUGCGGUGCCAUCCGGGAGAGCCAUUGCAUGGUUGUUACUUACGCGAUCUUCCUCCUCGUGAUCAUCAUCGUCCAAGUAAUUCUGGCUGUGCUGUUGUUCACGAACGGGGACUCUAUCAAAGAGGGGCUCGUCAAAACCAUGAACACGCUCUACAACAAGGGUACCACUGACGCUGCAUCCAGGACUGUCUUUAACAACUUGGAACAACAGUUGCAAUGCUGCGGCAAGAACGGUCCAUCGGACUACGGUCUACUGGAGCUGCCCAAGUCUUGUUGCUCGAACGUUGGGACAUUAGGAAAGGUGCUCGGUAACAGUUGCACGCUCGUGGACGCCAACACUGAGGGCUGUUCCUCCCGCGUGGCUGACCUCUUUGAGAAAUGGAGCAAACCUAUCGCUGGGGUUUCCAUUGGGAUAGCUUGUGUUGAGGUCGUCGGAGCGCUGUUCUCGCUGUGCCUCGCCAACUCUAUCAGGAACAUGGACAGAAGGUCUCGCUACUAAUAUUUUGUAUUAGACCUGGUACGUUUGAAACGAAGACAUCACGAGGAAAUAACUUCGUAUAAGAACAAUUAAAUAAUCGACACAACAUACCAUAUAUUAUGUACAAGUUAUUAUUAGUAAUGGCCCACCUCGAAUACGAUUUCAGAACUGUUACCAUAAACAAACAAAAAAAAAAAAUAUAUGUGUAGAGGUUACUUUAUGAUAUUUUCGCUAGAAACAGUCUUUUUUAGUUUCACGUAUAAAUAACCGUUUUAUUAUUUGUACGUGUUUUUAUUAUUCGUAUUAUUAAAGCGUCUCCUGCUCAUGAAUGUAAGUUCCGUUUACGUUUUUUGAGCUAACACCGUAUAGUAAAGGACUUGUUACAUUUAUUGUAAAUUAUAUGAAGGACGGCGCGUCACACGCGUUACACAUUCUUUAUUUAUAAACAAUGUUCAUUUUUUUUUUUGUUUUGUCAUUUUAUAAAUUUAUUGCUAAUAGGUAUUGUUAAGUUAGUUAAGUGACUGUUUGUACUGUUAAACUUGAAAUUAUAAAAGGUAUUUUCUUAAAUCAGCCCCUAACUUUAAUGUUACUACGUACGUCCAAUUUGAAAAUAGAACUAUAGUUUAUAUGAGAUAUAACAUUUAUUCGGGAGCAAUUGUCUGUCUGUUACGUUUGGAAUCUCUUAUAUAUUUCUGAUAUAACUGCUUUUGUGAAUGUUUUAUAUUGUAUGAAUAAAUAAAUCUCAACGAAA